Callithrix jacchus (white-tufted-ear marmoset) is the source of this 3065-nucleotide messenger RNA. It is a transcript of the gene ZBTB45, whose product is annotated as zinc finger and BTB domain containing 45. Gene Ontology annotation, molecular function: protein binding; RNA polymerase II cis-regulatory region sequence-specific DNA binding; DNA-binding transcription factor activity, RNA polymerase II-specific. NCBI's taxonomy places the organism in Eukaryota, Metazoa, Chordata, Mammalia, Primates, Cebidae. Gene Ontology annotation, biological process: regulation of transcription by RNA polymerase II. The record is from RefSeq and is a predicted model, not a curated record.
GGGGUGGUGUGUCCAGAUCUGCAGUCUGGAAAGGCUCCCUCUGGCUGCCGUGUGGGGAAUAGAAAGGGAGGCGAGGGCGCGGAGGCACCAGCCGGGUUUCUUCAUCCGUCCAGGACAGCGGGAACUGGGCAGUGGAGGUGCUCUAAGUGGUCCGAGGGUCAGAUGUGGGGCAUGCAGGAAAGAGAGGCGUCUGGCUGAGCAGAGGGACAGCGGAUUGGGCAUAAGGAGUCAGACGGGUUGAAUGUUGAGACCCCAGGAGAGCCCGAGGGUGUAGGGGCAGCAUCAAACCGAGCUCACUCUGGGGCUCUGUGACCCCACAGGAGAGACAGGCUGGUGGAUCCUAUACGGAUGUCACAGUCCAGAGCUCCUGCUCUUCUCCCUUAGACUGGAGGUGUGAGCAAUCUGGGUGCAGGAUGAGCCGAAUGUCAUCCCUUGUUUGUUUGUUUUUUUGUAUUUUUAGUAGAGACGGGGUUUCACCAUGUUGACCAGGAUGGUCUCGAUCUCUUGACCUCGUGAUCCACCCGCCUCGGCCUCCCAAAGUGCUGGGAUUACAGGCUUGAGCCACCGUGCCCGGCCCAUCCCUUGUUUGAUAGAAGGGGAAACAGGUAGAAGGAUCACGGGUUUACCUCCUUGAUGGAAGGAGUGGCAGAGCUCUUCACAUUCCAGAGUCCUCUGAGGACUUCUCCGGCCCCUUUCUGGUGCCUGAUGGUGGUGGGCCGUGUCCCCGCUUGCUCCAUUACCUUUCCAGUCACACACCCUGCUCAUUCCACACUUCCUCUCUGUGCCACACCCACGCUCUGGGCCCCACAGGCUCCAACGAGAUGGCAAGAAAGCUGGGGCUGUGGGAGGCACCUCCCUGCCUGCUAUGCUAGGGUCUGCCAGGGACCACCUGCUGGUUUCCCUGGGACAUCUGCCAAGAUAAUGUCCAACCUUUCACCCUCAGCCCUUAGUGACCACGCAUAUCCAGAACCACUCUGCCCAGGAAGCAGGUCGUGCCAUCCCACUCCUGCAGAAGCCUCGUAUAUACUAGUUAAGAUGGCGGCUGCAGAGGCUGUGCACCACAUACACCUGCAGAACUUCUCACGCUCUCUGCUUGAGACCCUCAAUGGGCAGAGGCUGGGUGGGCACUUCUGCGAUGUGACUGUGCGCAUUCGUGAAGCUUCGCUGCGGGCCCACCGCUGCGUGCUGGCAGCGGGCUCGCCCUUCUUCCAAGACAAGCUGCUGCUGGGCCACUCAGAGAUCCGUGUGCCUCCGGUGGUGCCGGCGCAGACAGUGCGACAGCUAGUCGAGUUCUUGUACAGCGGUUCGCUUGUCGUGGCACAGGGUGAAGCUCUGCAGGUGCUCACGGCUGCGUCGGUGCUUCGCAUACAGACAGUAAUCGACGAGUGCACGCAGAUUAUCGCACGCGCUCGAGCCCCGGGCACCUCUGCACCCGCGCCCCUGCCCACCCCUGUGCCCCCGCCACUCGCACCUGCGCAGCUUCGUCACCGCCUGCGCCACCUGCUGGCUGCGCGCCCCCCGGGGCAUCCCGGUGCCGCGCACAGCCGUAAGCAGCGCCAGCCAGCGCGUUUGCAGCUGCCUGCUCCCCCGACACCUGCCAAGGCCGAAGGGCCUGAUGCUGACCCCUCACUGUCCGCGGCCCCUGACGACCGAGGUGAUGACGAUGACGAGGAAACCGACGAUGAGACCGAUGGCGAGGACGGCGAAGGUGGCGGCCCGGGUGAGGGCCAGGCACCUCCUUCCUUCCCAGACUGUGCUGCCAGCUUCCUCACUGCUGCUGCUGACAGCGCGUGUGAGGAGCCCCCUGCACCCACUGGCCUGGCUGACUACGGUGGUGCGGGGAGGGAUUUUCUUCGGGGAGCUGGGGCAGCUGAAGAUGUAUUUCCAGACAGCUAUGUAUCCACUUGGCAUGAAGAGGAUGGCGCUGUCCCCGAAGGCUGUCCAACCGAGACCCCUGUCCAGCCUGACUGCAUACUGGCUGGACCCCGCCCACCUGGUGUGAAGACCCCAGGGCCACCCGUCGCACUCUUUCCCUUUCACUUGGGUGCUCCUGGGCCACCUGCACCACCCCCUUCAGCACCAUCGGGGCCAGCCCCUGCGCCCCCACCCACCUUCUACUCCACACUCCAGCCGGAGGCAGCACCCAGCACUCAGCUGGGGGAGGCCCCAGCUCCCUCUGCUGCUCCCACCACGGCCCCCUCAGGCACCCCUGUUCGCACCGCAGGUGCCGAGCCACCUGCCUAUGAGUGCAGCCACUGUCGAAAGACGUUCAGCUCCCGGAAAAACUACACCAAGCACAUGUUCAUCCACUCGGGGGAGAAGCCGCAUCAGUGCGCCGUGUGCUGGCGAUCGUUUUCUCUGCGUGAUUACCUGCUCAAGCACAUGGUCACGCACACCGGCGUGCGCGCCUUCCAGUGCGCCGUCUGCGCCAAACGUUUCACGCAGAAGAGCUCGCUCAACGUGCACAUGCGCACUCACCGGCCGGAGCGCGCACCCUGCCCCGCCUGCGGCAAGGUCUUCUCGCACCGCGCGCUGCUGGAGCGCCACCUGGCCGCACACCCUGCGCCUUGAUGGGGCUGGGCCUGGCCUCGCCCACGGUGGAUCCGCGGCCUCCCGCACAAUCGCCCACGCCCGCUGUGGGACGCGUGGUUCCCGCCACUAGGCCACGCUCCCUUCUGAACCCAGAUCGUCUCUCCCUUCACCCCUUUCUCCAUGCCAGGGCCCAGGUGGUGCCGGGCUGGAACCCUAGUUCCAAACUGGUUAGGUACCAAACCACCUCUGAGAACUAGACCAUUUUGAGCCUAAACCGGGCGCUCAGGCCCUUGGACCCGACCCAAGAUUUGACUCCGGUUUCUGGCCCCGGCCUCUUCUGGGGUGGGGUUGGGGGCUGAGUCCACUCCCCUGCCCCACUGUUAGGCUGGGUGAGGUCCCUGGCUCUGUACCCAAGCUAUCACUCCCUCAUGGAGCACCUAAGGAGGAUCAAGUGGACCCUUCAUAUAUGGAGGCUGGGCCUCAGGACCCUCACUCAAAUAAAGGACUGUAGGCCAUGGGGCCUAAACCACGAA